This is a messenger RNA of Lucilia sericata (common green bottle fly), 635 nucleotides long. RefSeq names its product elongin-C (gene EloC). Gene Ontology annotation, molecular function: protein-macromolecule adaptor activity. The transcript is spliced from 2 exons. Lineage: Eukaryota; Metazoa; Arthropoda; Insecta; Diptera; Calliphoridae. Gene Ontology annotation, biological process: ubiquitin-dependent protein catabolic process. Gene Ontology annotation, cellular component: elongin complex. The coding region runs from base 118 to 462 and encodes 114 amino acids. The record is from RefSeq and is a predicted model, not a curated record.
UAUAAACAUAACAAUCUGGUAACUUAAUAGAAUAAUUCACAUACUUUUUUUAAUCAAAACGAAGACGGUGUAAAAAAAGUAGAAAAUUUAUAUAUAUUUAAUUAUUUUAAUAAAAUUAUGGAAGAACAACGCAGCGAUAAAAUAUAUGGAGGAUGUGAAGGUCCUGAUGCCAUGUAUGUAAAGCUUAUAUCUUCAGAUGGACACGAAUUUAUAGUGAAAAGAGAACAUGCUUUAACCUCUGGCACCAUUAAGGCUAUGUUGUCGGGACCAGGACAGUUUGCAGAAAACGAAGCCAAUGAAGUACAUUUUCGCGAGAUACCCUCUCAUAUUUUGCAAAAGGUUUGCAUUUACUUUACCUACAAAGUGCGCUAUACAAAUAGCUCAACAGAAAUUCCAGAAUUCCCGAUUGCCCCUGAAAUAGCUUUGGAACUUUUGAUGGCUGCAAACUUUUUAGAUUGUUAAAAAAUAUUCAUUAUGUUGUUCUUUUAUUUUUCUUUUUCUUAUAUAAAAUCGAUCUGAUAAAAAAUAAAUAUUUUUUUAUUUCGAUGAAAAAGACAAAAUUGUAAAUCGGACUUCGACAGACGACACAGUAAAUGCAAUAGCACUCAAGUAACAAUAAAAACAAAUGACUUAAA